This is a messenger RNA of Parastagonospora nodorum SN15, 603 nucleotides long. RefSeq lists its product as hypothetical. The record is from RefSeq and is a predicted model, not a curated record. Bases 1 to 603 code for a protein of 200 amino acids. Lineage: Eukaryota; Fungi; Ascomycota; Dothideomycetes; Pleosporales; Phaeosphaeriaceae. The transcript is spliced from 3 exons.
AUGACUUUACAAGAAUACAUGCCAUCACUGGAAAAGCUUCUGGUGAUCACGCUUGGCAUAGAUGGCAUCUUCAUUUGUUCGAAUAUGCCCUCAGAAACUCUUGUGGCUACCGAGGACGUUUACUACUGGGAAUGGGAGCUUGACUUCGAGGACCCUGGAGCUUCGGAUAUAUUCGAUGCGAACGCUGGUUUUGGCGGCAGAAGUACUAUAAUCCCCGACGUGACCGAGGAGACUCUUUCUUCCCUUAACUUAGACGAAAUUUGUUGUGUACGGGACGGCCGCUUCAAAGACCUUACUCCUGCAUGGAAUAUGGCGAGGCCCCAGCCAAAUGUAAAAGCCCCGCUCGAAUUUGAACCACACUGUUUGCGUCGAUGCUAUACAUCGAAUCUCGUAAACUAUGAGGCAAUUAACGGCACAUGGACUGACCUUGCCUUCUCGCCGCAACGUAUCGAGGAACUACUGAGUAUGACUGAUUUCGAUGAAUUCAAUUUUGCGUUGGAAGACCUGCACUUCUGGUUUCCCACGUCAGUCUGGGGGGAUAUUUCAUCGCUAUUAGCUCCAAACGGUACGUUAACAGAGAAUUUCUCUUCUGAAUUCCUCUAA